CAUUAGAGGGCGCUGUUAGCUGGUUAGUGUAGUCGAUUCUCCUUGUGUUUCCGGUGUAAUUCAACCUUCCUUGGUGCCAAACAUGAACAUGCUUAGAAUCCGGAGGAGGAAGUGACCCGGAGCCGUCAAUUCUCAAUUACAAGUAACAUAUUCACAUCUCUUCAGAAAUGUCACUCGUCCAGAUGUCCCGCUUUUCCAUAACCCGGCUAGUCCUUUGCUCCCAAAACCACCAUUUUCUCCUCUCCUCCUCUGUAUCUCCUCUGAUCACCUCCAAACGAACUGUCAUCCAAGAACCUUACAGACGCCCCGGACAGCCCAAAGAGAAUAAAUUUCCCUGGGAGAAAAUCAACUUUGACUUAUCCAAAGGUUUAAAGGGCAUCAAGAAAAACUUUGCAUUGUUGAAAAAGGAGUUUGCAGAACGCUGGGUUGGUCCCGAAGGCAAGCAAAUCAUUGAACAUAUGUUGGAGCAAAACAGAGUUGUGUGGGAGUUCAGAGGAGAAGAGAGCCUUGAGGAGUGGACUGUGUCUUCAGAUCGAGAGAUUGGUGGACAAAGUGAGGCGUAUUUGAAGCUUGGAAGGAAUAAUAAUACAUGCUUGCUCUAUGGGACUCUGAGUUCAACACCACCCAGAGAUGGAGAGACGAGAUACAGCGGCUACUGCACAAUGAGGUCCAAGCAAAAACUGGCUUCAUUUGACAGAAAGAAACACUUUGAUUGGACCAGUUUCAACACUCUUCAUUUAAGGGUUCGAGGAGAUGGUCGUCCGUGGAUGAUCAACAUCGGCUGUCAGACUUUCUUCUCUCAUCAGAAUGAUGACAUCUACAGCUACUUCCUGUACACAAGAGGGGGGCCCUACUGGCAAGACGUCAAGAUACCCUUCUCUAAAUUCUUCCUUACACAUCGAGGGAGGAUACAAGACGAUCAGCACUGUCUGUGGCUGGAUAAGGUGAACACUAUUGGUUUCACUCUGGGAGAUAAAGUGGAUGGGCCUUUCCAGUUGGAGAUAGAUUUUAUUGGUGUUUGUAAAGACUACGCUCACACUGAGGACUUUGCCUACGAGGUUUACAAGAGAAACCCUGAAGUUUGAAGACUCCUACUAACUAUGAACUUUAAUUAUUAACUUAUGAACAGAUAGAAUUUUGACCAUGUUGUUUAUUUGACAAUAAAAAAAAACUACAGGAAACUA
Messenger RNA from Boleophthalmus pectinirostris (great blue-spotted mudskipper), 1184 nucleotides. RefSeq names its product NADH:ubiquinone oxidoreductase complex assembly factor 1 (gene ndufaf1). Gene Ontology annotation, biological process: mitochondrial electron transport, NADH to ubiquinone; mitochondrial respiratory chain complex I assembly. Lineage: Eukaryota; Metazoa; Chordata; Actinopteri; Gobiiformes; Gobiidae. The record is from RefSeq and is a predicted model, not a curated record. Gene Ontology annotation, cellular component: mitochondrion. The coding region runs from base 168 to 1085 and encodes 305 amino acids. The transcript is spliced from 6 exons.